Messenger RNA from Triticum aestivum (bread wheat), 2178 nucleotides. Its product is annotated as U-box domain-containing protein 33. NCBI's taxonomy places the organism in Eukaryota, Viridiplantae, Streptophyta, Magnoliopsida, Poales, Poaceae. The record is from RefSeq and is a predicted model, not a curated record. The transcript has 8 exons. Gene Ontology annotation, biological process: protein phosphorylation. Bases 169 to 1911 code for a protein of 580 amino acids. Gene Ontology annotation, molecular function: ATP binding; protein kinase activity.
CAGCACAUUUAGGUACUUCCCCAAAACUUUUAGAGCAUUUUCAGACAUCUUCACCUUUUGUAGUCUUAGGUCGUGUGUGUUCAGCUCUGCUGAGCCAGAUAGCAAAACCAGAAUAUAGAUGUGAUGCCAAUUCAUGAUUUCUCAGGGUCUGUGUAGGGAGUAAGAAAGAUGGAUGAAGAAGAGGUUCAUAUCGCGAUCGGGAAGAAUUUCAGAAAGGAGAAAGCUAACAUACUAUGGGCUGCUGCAAAUUUCCCAAGGGCUACCAUAGUUCUUAUCCACGUUCAUUGGCCAUCCAAGUGGAUGCCCUUCAUGGGUGGAAAGCUGCUAUACAAGUUUGCAGAUGAAAAGGAGAAGGAGAUGCAUAGAGGUAGAGAAACGGAGGCAAUGGUCAAGAUGCUAUCACAAUAUAAAAGCCUAUGUGAUGAUACAAGAGAGGUUAGGGCACAUUACCUUACACAUGAUGACAUUCUUACUGGUGUUGUAAACCUGGUAAAGAAGCUCAAAGUCAAGAGAAUUGUCAUCGGGUCAAGUAAUUACUUGAUGGAUGAGUUCGUUCUUAAGUGCAGCAAUGAUCAUCUGGAGCAUACUGGAGGCACUGGAUAUGGAGGGAGCUCUGAGUUUUUGCCAUCUAUGCAUGAGCUGAGCGACGAAUCUGAUGGCUAUGCAACACCACCAAGUGAUUUUGAAGACGAUGUCGUGGAUGAGGAUGGGGUGAUUCCAAUGGAUGGUGAUGAACAAUUGGAAAAGGAAGCUGAACAAGGCAUUUUGGAAAUAAAUGCUUCUGAGUUAGUGGGCAAAAUUUCUGGUGAUGACAUACGGAAUUCCAGAAAUAUGAGUGAAGAGUCUGAAAAAUUGAUGGAGGAAAUGGAAAAACUACAAAGGAAAUUGAAAGAGCUGCAAGAUGAGGGGUAUAAUUAUGAAGAAAGCAUCUUGUCGCCAAGAAGAAAGAAUGUAUUGUUGAAGGAGAAAACGUUACCAAAACAAAGAUACCCAGAGCUGCAAAUCCCAGAACAUAUUGUGCAGUACUCCAUGUCGCGUAUUGGGAAAGCGACCAAUAACUUCUACUCAAGAAACCUCAUAGGGGAAGGAGGCUAUGGCCUAGUGUACAAAGGAAAACUAGGUGGUAUGCCAGUGGCUAUCAAGCUGUUGAGACCCCAUGGUAAACACCAUGGUAGACAAGGUUUUCCAGAGUAUCAGCAGGAGGUCGUUGUGCUGAGCAGAGUCAAGCACCCACACAUCGUGAAGCUGAUCGGCGUGUGCCCGGAAUCAUGCGGCCUCGUCUACGAGUACCUCCCCAACGGCACACUCAUGGACGGGCUCUCCAAGGGGCUUCCAUGGAAGGACCGUAUCAGGAUCCUCAGCGAACAGCGUUCCGCGCUGGCGCACCUCCACUCGAGCCGACCCCACGCCAUCAUCCACGCGGACCUGAAGCUGACGAACAUCCUCCUCGAUGCCGGGAACGUGAGCCGGCUAGGAGACUUCGGGACGGCGCGCGUAGUGCAGAUGAAGCCGCUGGAGGAGGACACCAUCUGCCGGCGGACGAACCCGAUGGGCACGAUGGGGUACAUGGACCCCGUCUUCUUCACGACAGGCGAGCUCACUGCAGAGUCGGACGUCUACGCGUUCGGCGUGGUGAUCCUGCAGGUCCUCACGGGGCUGCUCGACCUCAACAUCGUCGAGCAGGUGCAGGAGGCGAUGAAGAUGGACGCCGUGCACGGCCUGCUGGACGCCUCCGCUGGCACCUGGCCAGAGGUGCAGGCGGAGCGGCUCAUGCGACUGGCGCUGAGGUGCUGCAACCUGGAGCGGAACCGGCGGCCAGCUGCCACCUCUGACGCCGACUGGCGAUCGCUGGACAUCCUGCGGACCAUGGCGACUGCAAGUAAAUCCCGGAAAUGGAGUCAUGCAAACUGAAGAACCAUGCCAGCAGCACCACCGUGCAUCGACGAAAUGCCAAAAGAAGAUAAUGGGUCUGGUUUGUGAAUCUAAACUGCAUUUGCGUUUAGUUUGUGAUGCCAUAGCAUUUCUCUUGUGAAUGUGCAUUCUUAAACUAGUUAGAACAUAAUGUACGAUAGGACAGAACAGUGCAUCCCUCCCAUUGCAAACUUUUUUUAUCAUGUCAAUGGAGUGGUAAACAAUAGUUAAAUGUGUGUAGAAAUUUCGGGAAGCGCAGUCCAAACA